Molecule: messenger RNA, 1363 nt
Organism: Medicago truncatula (barrel medic)
Lineage: Eukaryota; Viridiplantae; Streptophyta; Magnoliopsida; Fabales; Fabaceae
Product: transcription factor SPEECHLESS
Exons: 3
Coding region: 225-1106 (293 amino acids)
Biological process (GO): guard cell differentiation; positive regulation of DNA-templated transcription; stomatal complex development
Cellular component (GO): nucleus
Molecular function (GO): protein dimerization activity; DNA-binding transcription factor activity
Source: RefSeq, a predicted model, not a curated record
AUCACUACAAGUACAAACCCUCUCUCUCAACAUGUUUCUCUAAAUUUGAAGUUUUGAAAACCAAUUUGGUGUCUGUCACACUGCUUUACUGCUCUGCCUUCUUCUGCUACCAUGGAAUCUUCCUUUUCUUUCCAUUUAAAAAACUACAUUUUCAGUGAAGUACAACACUGAAACUAUCAUAAAUCCUCCAUCAUUUCCCUUUAAAGUUUUUUCUCAAGUACAAAAUGGAAACUCAAAAGAUUCCAAUAGAUCAUGACACCUUGUUAUUAUCUGAUAUAUUCAAUGAAACUGAGUUUGGUUCAGAGGAUCUCUUUUCCAUUUUGGAAAACUUCAAUAAUUUUCCUCCCAUUUUCAUUGACCAUAACUCAAAAACAACAUCUUCAAGUGUUCCUCAAGAUUCUGAAACUGAGCUUGCUGAAACAUCACAAAAAUGCAAGAGACAGAAGAUUGUAGAGGAACAAAACAACGAUGGACAACAUCGUAUGUCGCAUAUCACGGUCGAACGCAAUCGAAGAAAGCAAAUGAAUGAGCAGUUAUCAAUUUUGAAGUCACUUAUGCCUUGCUUUUAUGUCAAAAGAGGAGAUCAAGCAUCAAUAGUUGAAAGUGUAAUUGAUUACAUCAACGAGUUACAUCAACUACUACAAUGCCUAGAAUCCAAGAAACAAAGAAAAGUUUACAAUGAAGUACCAAGUCCAAGACCUUUACCACCAAGUCCUAGAAUAAUCUUCCCAAUUAGUCCAAGAACUCCAUCCCAAUGGUUGCAACAAUGUGGUGGUUACCUUUCAUCUGAGCCAUCUCCAACUUCUUCAGCUUCUUCGAUCAACGACAACAUCAACGAACUUGUCGGAAAUUCAACGUCUUUGGUUGCUGAUGUUGAGGUUAAGUUUUGUGGUUCACAUGUGCUUUUGAAAACCGUUUCGUCACGAAUUCCGGGGCAGGCUCUUAGAAUAAUGUCUGUUCUUGAAGAUCUAAGGCUUGAGAUUGUUCAUGUUAGAGUUAAUACUGCUGAUGAAACCAUGCUAUACUUGUUUACUAUUAAGAUUGGAAUUGAAUGCCAACUCAGUGCUGAAGAACUUGCUCAACAAAUCCAGCAAACAUUUUAUUAAGAAAGGUUAUUACCAUCUAGAGACAAGAUCAAGAAUCAAUGAAUAUCUCUUUUCUUUUUAUGUCUCACAGUUUUUGUACGUUACUGCACAAUAGGGGGGGACCAAUAGCAUUUUUAAUUUAUUUUGUUUCUUAAAUUAAUUGACUAUAGUAAGUACUGCAAGUGUAAUUGAUCAUGAUGUGACUUAGUUUCGAAUUUUGUGUGAUUCUAUUGUAACAGAAUAUUGUCAAAUACAAGCUCAAGAUGAGUUUUUGUUUA